Caenorhabditis bovis is the source of this 3744-nucleotide messenger RNA. The record is from the annotation of a GenBank genome assembly. NCBI's taxonomy places the organism in Eukaryota, Metazoa, Nematoda, Chromadorea, Rhabditida, Rhabditidae.
AUGAAGUCCGCUGCUGAAACGGGCGGUCGCCGCAUCAUCACUCUAUCCAGCGAGGCGAUUUUUUCUCCAGCGCGAGUAAUGUUCAAUAUUCUAGAUAUAUUUAAAAUGUUUUCUGCGCCGAUUGACGUAGAAGUGUCGCCUUCUACGAAUGGCACAGGCUCGAACGAAAGCCAAGAGCAGAAUUCGAUGCCUCCACCGCCAACGGAUUGGAAUCAACAAUACAGUCCGAGAGAUGGUGACGAGUUUCAUCCUUUUGUUGAAGAAUUGCUGCCGCACGUCCGCAAAUUCUCCUACGUCUGGUUUCAUUUACAGGCCGCCAAACGAAAAUAUUUCAAAAGGCACGACAAGCGAAUGAGUUUAGAAGAGGAGCAACUUAAGAAGGAAGAAUUGAUGAACGAUCGUGAAGACGUGAAGCAGCGUUGGGCGGCGCGAUUGCUAGGCAAACUCCGCAAAGACAUCCAAACGGCGUACCGGGAAGAUUUUGUGUAUUCGGUGACCGGCAAACGGCCGGCAAUUUGCGCUGUCUCGAAUCCCGACCUCAAGGGCAAAAUGAGGCGUAUCGAUUGCUUGCGUCAAGCUGAUAAGGUGUGGAGGCUCGAUCUUGUCAUGGUUAUUCUCUUCAAGGGCAUCCCGCUGGAAAGCACCGACGGCGAACGAUUAGAGAAAUGCAGUGAAUGUAUAUAUCCGGCGUUGUGCGUGAACCCAUAUCACGUGUCGAUUUCGGUUCGCGAGCUCGAUUUGUUUCUAUCGAACUAUAUUCGAGUAUCGAAUCCGGAUGACAAGUCGAAGAAUGAUGAUUCGAAACGAGCACAUCCGCUCAUGUUGCCGAUUUUACAACGAACGCAGGAGCAUGCGAUAUGGGGAACUGGCGUGUUUUCAGCUUAUGAGCUGGGAACUAUUUGCGAAAUCAAUUUUGGAGAAAGUGCGAAAGUUGCGCGAUCACCAUCGAUUCAAAACUUUUUCAUUAAACAAGAGGAUGUUGAACAGCCGUGGAUUGUUGGAGGGAACACAGCGACGUCGUCGGCGGCGGGAGCCUCGUCGACUCAGCUUCAACCGCCAGCAUCUGCUGUAGCCGCUAUUCAGGCUCUUGACAAUGAUCGUCUUGCGGCGAUGCCGGUGUCGCCGACAGCGCAGGUCGUUGGUGCGAUGGUAACUGUUGGCGAUGAGCCUGAUGAGCCGCCGGUGGAGAAGCGCGGGAGGCAAGGAUCACAUGAUUCGGUCAAUUCGAGCACGAAUGAAGAAGUUCGGAGGAUAGUUGAGACGGGUUCGAAUGGAAGACAAAUUGGAAGCAGUAUAUGGUCGCCGGUGGGCUCAGCAUCAAACAAUGUUCUACAGGAUCUACGACAAAGACACGCUGCUCAGCCGAUCACACGGCUUGUCAAAGUGAUCACACCGUCAUCGCGAUCAAUGAAUUCGCAAGCUGCACCGGUUCGUCGGAUGACAGUGACUGCUGGAGACAAUAGAGAUGUUGGCAUUGUGGUUCUGGACCAUCGACAUCCCGUUACGUUGAGCGAUGCAUUAUCGAAUAUUGCGUCGAAGCCACCCUCACAAGCAGCAAUCAAUCAGUCGCAUGCUCCUUUGGUGGCUUCUCGAAAACGAAUGCAUCCGGUGCAAUCGACCCUUUCUAUGACGAAUCAUCAAUAUUUGAUGGAAAUGAAAGGCGCCGAGAUUUCGCCGCCUCACGCGGCUGUCUCGUCGCUGAGAACUCGUGACAAUGGUCCGUAUAUGGCAAGUCCGACGAAAUUUACGACGGCGAGCGGCACGACGACCAGCUUCAGUAAAAUAUUGCACCAAGUUGAAGAGAAGCAUUGUCAGCAGCAACAAAAAUUGACGGCGAAUCAACCGGUCAGAACGUUCAUAACGAAACCGGAAAAUAGUUCGAAGCUCGUUGUCCCGAAAGCCAUCAAACCGGUGCCGGUGAUGGGAAAAACGGAUUACAUGCAGCAGGUGUUGUCCGCGUGCAAUUCAGCGGUCUCGUCACCGAUCACGACGCCAAGAGUCACACCGUUGUCGAGGCAAUUCAUCGAGGAAGACUCGCAAUCGCUGUUUAAUGCGAUUGGCAAUAGCAAUGAUGGAGUUUUAUCCCAUCAAUUCUUGAAUUAUUUGAAUGAUGCCAACUCGAGGUCGCCGCUUGGCAACACCGCCGCAGUUGGAACGGCUUCUUUCGCGUCGUUGACAAUGGGUGCCGGAAACUCGCUGCCGCCAUUGACACCGACGAUUUCGAAUGGGAAUCGGCCGGAUAGUGUAGCUAGCAAUAGUUCCAACUCGAUGAGCGGCGUUAUGGGAUUGUCCGCUCCGCUGAGCACCGCUCUCACUGUAUCGCAAACGCCGACAGCGACGUCACCAACCGGUGAUUCGUCAAAUAAGCUUAAAAUGCGUGAUUCGCUUCCCGACUCGUCAUCAGCGGACUCUCCAAAAAUUCUGCGGAAUCUGCCCGGAAGCGGCACGACGUCGUCUUCUUCGCCAACUUCGUCGCGUGGUUCAACGUCGAACAGCGCUGCGAAUCAAGCACCGGUCAGCGCGAAUUCAACGGGUCCGCGUGCUCCGACCGAUUUCUCGCAAACGCUAACCAAGUAUUUGAGGCUAGCAAUGGAAUUGCACGGUCCCUUAUCUCAAAGCCCAAAUACGGAUGCGUUGCGCAUCAUUCUUCACGCCGCAUGCCCGCAUCGCCGAGAAUUGAGAAGAAGAGGGCGGAUUCUCGGCGAGCGCGGGUACAAAAGGCGAACAGGACGCGACGAGCAGAAGAUUCCAACGCUUCCCAUCAUUGGAAUGGACAUCAAGGAAACGGAGGAGCAGCAGCAGAUGCGGCGCAUCGCGUUCGUCGCCGUCGUCGUCUCGACGGCCGCCGUCAUCGCGUCCGUCGUCACACUCCCAAUGCUCUACAAUUAUGUUCAGUCAUUCCAGUCUCAUCUAAUGGUCGAGACAGAUUACUGCAAGGCUCGCUCUCGUGAUAUGUGGCUUGAGAUGACCGCUCUUCAAGCCGGAAAAGGAAUGGGACACCGUCAGAAGAGAGCGUGGCUCUUCGGCCAAUGGAUUCCAGAGACUUCUGCUGGCGGAGGUGGCGCUGGAAGUUAUGGAUCUGGAGCUUCCACUGGUGGAGGCGCGAACGCCGGAUGGGGAGGCUACGGCGCCGCCGUUAACGCCGAGCCAGCCGCCGUGUGCUGCACUUGCAACCAGGGAGCCGCUGGACCACCAGGACCGGAAGGACCACCAGGAAACAAUGGAAAGGACGGAAAGCCAGGAGCUGAUGGUAAGAACGGACGUGACGCUGAGGUGCUUCCAGCGCCAGCCAGCGAGCCAUGCGUGAUCUGCCCCGUCGGACCACCAGGACCAAUGGGAGCAAUGGGACCAAAGGGACCACCAGGACCAAAGGGAUCGCCAGGCGAGCCGCCACAAGACGGAAAGCCGGGAGAGGACGGUAUGCCAGGACAGCCAGGACCAAUGGGACGACCGGGACGCGACGGAAUGAAGGGAGCGCCAGGAGCCGCUGGUCGCCUCAUCCCAGUGCCAGGACCACAAGGACCACCAGGAAAGCCAGGGCCACAAGGACCACCGGGACCAAAAGGAAACCCAGGACCAGACGGACAAUCGUACCAAGGACCACCAGGACCACCAGGAGAUCCAGGAAAUCCGGGACACGAGGGACGUCCAGGACCAAACGGACCACCAGGACCACCAGGAGAAGACGGAGAGAAGGGAGAUUGCGGACAUUGCCCAGCUCCAAGAACCCCACCAGGCUAUUAA